Messenger RNA from Eurypyga helias (sunbittern), 1481 nucleotides. RefSeq names its product photoreceptor outer segment membrane glycoprotein 2. Gene Ontology annotation, cellular component: membrane. Gene Ontology annotation, biological process: visual perception. The transcript has 4 exons. Lineage: Eukaryota; Metazoa; Chordata; Aves; Eurypygiformes; Eurypygidae. The coding region runs from base 296 to 1390 and encodes 364 amino acids. The record is from RefSeq and is a predicted model, not a curated record.
AUUAGCGAUGAAAGAGAGAUUAGCAUGGGCAGGAGAGUUGAAGUCUUUUCUCCAUCUCCAUUGGUGAGUCAGUGUAAAGACAGAAGGACUACCCAGACAUCAGGAAAUCAGCACUUCAUUCUUCCUCAGGAUGCCUGAUCCAUGUUUUUUCUCCCCUGCACCCAGCAAGUUACCAGUUUUGAGAUCUGGGUCAGUCCUGUGAAACAGAUGUCUGCUGCAUGCCUUGGAUACAGGCUCCUAAUCCGCUUACGAGCUUUCCUUGACCUACGCCUCUCUUCCUAAUGCCGAUCUAACUAUGGCUGUCCUCAAAGUAAAAUUCACCAAAACCAAGAGGGACAAAUUGGCUCAGAUCUUAUGGAUCCUCAACUGGAUUUCUGUAGUGAGCGGGAUCAUUCUCUUCAGUCUUGGCCUCUUCUUGAAAAUAGAGAUCAAGAAGCGCAACGAAGUGAUGGCAAAGGGGGACGUUAACUCUGUCCCCAACAUGCUGAUCUCAGUAGGAGUCAUAGCCUGUAUCAUCAACUUCCUGGGUGGCAAAAUCUGCUAUGACUGCUCAGAUGCCAACAAGUUCUCUCGAUGGAAACUAGUUAUGCUUCCGUACAUCGUAUGUACCUUCUGUUUUACCUUCUGCAUCCUGGUGGGUGCUCUAAUGUGCUAUACCAUGAGGAAUGAGCUGGAAGAGUCUCUCUACCUGGGACUGAGGGAUGCUAUUAAGUUCUAUAAAGACACGGACAUACCCGGACGAUGUUUCUUAAAGAAAACAGUGGAUUUGUUACAAAUUGGAUUCCAGUGCUGUGGAAACAAUGGCUUUAGAGAUUGGUUUGAAAUUCAGUGGGUAUCUGCUCGUUAUCUGAACAUGGCUUCCAAGGAAGUUCUGGACCGCCUGAAGAGCAACGUCGACGGCAAGUUCUUGGUGGACGGCGUGCCCUUCAGCUGCUGCAACCCAAGCUCCCCCCGGCCCUGCAUCCAGUACCAGCUGACCAACAACAGUGCCCACUACAACUACGACUUCCUGACGGAGGAGCUCAAUAUCUGGGUGAAGGGGUGCAGAGAGGCCCUGCUGGAUUACUACACAGCCAUCAUGAGAUCCAUCGGCAUUGCGGCGUUGCUCAUCUGGCUGUUUGAGGUCUCUGUACUUAUUGGUGUCCGGUACCUACAGACAGCCAUGAGGAACGUCCUUCUGCUGGGAGACCUGGAGGGUGAAUCAGAUGGUUGGUUACUAGAAAACAGCUUUGUGGAAACUGCCAAAUACAACAUCAACAUCAUCAAGAACCUGGGCAAAGCCAAUCAGAUCUCCACUGUCUCCGGCAUGAACGACCCCAACAUCGAUGUCCAAAACACAGACUGUGGCAAAAGCAACGUUACAACAAAAUCUAUCCCAGCAGCAAGCUAGAGGAGUCUUCAAAGAAAUGGCAUCACAAGGGUAGCGUUGACAUAUUACAGUCUUAACCACUUCCAGAUUUUUCACUGGUGAGGAAAAAAGA